UAUUUAAUUAAAAAAUCUGAAUCUGAAUCUGAAUCUGAAUCUGAAUGGUGUUGCCGGGGGCCCGACUAGGUUAAACAGAUGUAGAAUAUUUUGCCUUCACAACUCACUCGUACAUUCGCCUGCACCUUCUGCCUCUGACCCUACCCUAACCCUAAUAACCAACACGUGUAACACUUAUCGCGUAACUUCCGUCUAUCUGGCUGUCACAUGAUCACCUCCAUGCCUCUUCCGUUUAACUGAAUUCUCAAACAUGUGUCGAAAAUCACGAAACAAAGACGCAACAUCCAUUGCUAUUAUUUUUUUUAAGCGCACAAGUUCGUAUCUGAACAUCGCCAGAACAACAAACCGAAAAUUAGAAUAAAAGGUUGUAAUUUUAUCAUAUCUGGUUUGCAGUUCAGAACUUCAGUAGAUUUUGAGGAGUUUCUUUUAGCUGUUCUUUAUGGGUGCUCCAAAGCAGAAAUGGACACAAGAAGAAGAAGCUGCACUAAAAGCUGGGGUUAUUAAACAUGGAGCUGGGAAAUGGCGCACAAUACUUAAAGACCCAGAAUUUAGUGGUGUCUUGUAUCUGCGUUCUAAUGUAGAUCUAAAGGACAAGUGGAGAAAUCUAAGUGUGAUGACCAAUGGAUGGGGAUCACGGGAAAAGUCUAGGUUAGCUAUUAAAAGAACACCACAUGCUCCUAAAUUGGAAGAGACUUCUUUUUCUCUUGCUGCUAAUGCUGCUCUAAGCGAUGAGGAAGAAAAUUUGGAUGGUAAGCCAGUCUCAGUUUCCAGUGGCAUGCCGCAGAUUGUGGCUGCUCCAAAGAGAUCUAUAGUAAGGUUGGACAACCUUAUAAUGGAGGCUAUAACCACCCUGAAGGAGCCUGGUGGUUCUAAUAAGACAUCCAUUGCUGCAUACAUUGAGGAGCAAUACUGGGCGCCUCCAGACUUUAAGAGGCUAUUGUCAGCUAAAUUGAAGUAUUUGGCUGCAACUGGGAAACUCAUUAAGAUAAAACGCAAGUAUAGGGUAUCACCCACUCUACCAUUUUCUGACCGAAGAAGAAAUUCUUCAAUGCUUAUUGAGGGAAGGCAGAGGGUUUCUCCUCAAGUUGAUAAUGAUGAUGUCAAUAUUCCUACAAAAUCUCAGAUCGAUUUAGAGUUAGCCAAGAUGAGGAGUAUGACUCCCCAAGAGGCUGCUGUUGCUGCUGCUCGAGCAGUUGCAGAGGCUGAAGCUGCCAUGGCAGAAGCUGAAGAAGCAGCAAGGGAGGCAGAGGCUGCAGAAGCUGAUGCAGAAGCGGCACAAGCUUUUGCAGAAGCUGCAAUGAAGACACUGAAAGGAAGAAACAACCCAAAAAUGAUGAUACGAGCGUGAUGGAAUUUAAGGGAAGCAACCACAAAGAUUUAAAGACUCAGCAAAUCGGUCCCACCAAGAAUGGACAAUGAUGAUAAACUAACUAAUUGCAUUUUUUGAUUGACUCCCAGUUACAUGAACGUCCUUUGAUGACACGCGUCUGUAUUUGUAAAUAUUAUCAAGCCUUUUGGACAAGUAUGUCGCGGGAUGACCUUCACAGCAUACUGCCUUGUCCUGUUAUAAUGUUAGUUCCUGAAGUAAAUUUUUCUGGUUGAUCAUUUGAAAGAUGGGUCAUGUCAUGCUUUGUUUUUAUUUUUGGCUUAUAUAGGAUCUCCUUCUUUGUAGCUGGUAUUUAUUAAUUUUUAGAAAUUUGAAAAUUCAACAAAAUGUUGACUGUAGAAAGAAUUAACAAGCAGUUGGAUUCUAAGUAUAGUAGAUUGUAGAAAGAAAUAAAAAGCAGUUGGAUUCCAAGUUCUAGCUGAGACGAGAUGUCUGUUAUCUAAUCCUGUCUUUGUUGGAAGUGAUUGUACUGUUCAUAGUUUUGUAAUUUGAACUAAAUUGUCAACUUUGUUACUUACUUCUUAUUAUUCAGUUUCCUGAGUGAAUUUCCAUGUGGA
This is a messenger RNA of Mangifera indica (mango), 1944 nucleotides long. RefSeq names its product telomere repeat-binding factor 1-like. The transcript has 7 exons. The coding region runs from base 440 to 1348 and encodes 302 amino acids. Gene Ontology annotation, molecular function: double-stranded telomeric DNA binding. NCBI's taxonomy places the organism in Eukaryota, Viridiplantae, Streptophyta, Magnoliopsida, Sapindales, Anacardiaceae. Gene Ontology annotation, cellular component: nucleosome. The record is from RefSeq and is a predicted model, not a curated record. Gene Ontology annotation, biological process: nucleosome assembly.